AUGCAGCAACCGGCUAUGCUGUACGGCACCGCCUGGAAGGGGGCUCGUACGACCGCGCUCGUUGUCCAAGCCGUGCUCGCUGGCUUCCGAGGCAUCGAUACCGCCUGUCAACCCAAGGUGAGGUGCACCGUCCACAUUAUAACUCUACAAAUCGGGUUGGUCUAAUGGCGAAAGUGCGCUGUCACAGCACUACCGCCAAGAGCUCGUCGGUCAAGCGAUCGAGCAACUCAAGACUCGGCACGGCAUCAACCGAGACCAGCUGUGGAUCCAGACCAAGUUCACUUCAUUGGACGGCCAGGACCUUUCCCAGCCACUCCCUUACGACAAGGGUGCUCCUCUUGCGCAGCAGGUGUGUUAAUGUACGACGAGACCACGCGUCCUCGCGCUGAACAACUUCCGAGCUGAUGCGCACGAAAACGUCGUACCGAGCACAGGUCCGACAAUCGUUUGAGACCUCGCUCAAGCAGCUUGGAACGGACUACGUCGAUUCGCUCAUCAUGCACGCGCCCAUGCGAACGCGUGAGGAGACGAGGUCGGUGUGGACCGAGUUCGAGUCAUUGGUUAAAUCGGGCAAGGUGGGUCCUACGUUAGGCUCGCAGUCCUUCGGGUGUGUUUGAACGCGCUGGAUCCGCGUUGGGUUCAUCGAUUUUUCUGCAGGUUCGAGAGAUCGGCAUUUCCAACAUUUACGAUGUCGACUUGUUCGACUGGUGCUUUGGAACUUUUGAAAUCAAGCCGAGCUCCAUGUCAGUAGAUCUCGUAUUGCUCUUAGCGCCCAGUGCGCGAACGUGACCGACCCCUCUGUUCUUUCCUCGCCAGUCAAAACCGCUUCGUCGAAGAGCACCUCAACUUUUGCACACCUAUCCUCGAGCGUCUCACCCAACGCGUCAAGGAAGGUCACCCCAUGGUCCGAUUACAGACCUUUUGGACGCUGACGGGCAGUUGAGCUCAAUCCCCUUCCUCCAUUUGGCCCGAAAUUCAUUUCAAGUCUGACCCAAGCCCUCCCCCUCCUAUCCUAGACCCUCAAAUCCUCCGCCAACUCAGCCUUCCUCAAGCCCUCACCUUCUCCGAAUCCAGGACAAGACUCAGAACCGCAGCUCAGAUAUUGUACUACCUGCUCAUGACGACUCGUCGAUGGCCCAAAGGGAUGAUCAUUCCUUUGACGGGCACGACCAGUGAGCAACACGUGCAAGAUGACAUCGAGGUGAUGCGAGCGGUCGAAGAGAGCUCGGUUGGGGAUGGAUGGAAGGGGGAGAAGAGGGAGAUGGAGGAUGCGAGGAAGUUGGUGGAGAAGUACAUUUGGUCCGAUUAUUUUACUGCUGCCGUGUAG
This is a messenger RNA of Microbotryum saponariae, 1327 nucleotides long. NCBI's taxonomy places the organism in Eukaryota, Fungi, Basidiomycota, Microbotryomycetes, Microbotryales, Microbotryaceae. The record is from the annotation of a GenBank genome assembly.